Messenger RNA from Dinoponera quadriceps, 5472 nucleotides. RefSeq lists its product as uncharacterized. NCBI's taxonomy places the organism in Eukaryota, Metazoa, Arthropoda, Insecta, Hymenoptera, Formicidae. The transcript is spliced from 12 exons. Gene Ontology annotation, cellular component: cell junction; plasma membrane. Gene Ontology annotation, biological process: positive regulation of hippo signaling. The record is from RefSeq and is a predicted model, not a curated record. Bases 1259 to 3865 code for a protein of 868 amino acids.
AGGAUGGAAUGAAAACGGAGCAAUGUAGUAUCAUUGAAUCAACAUUUCACAAACGCCGACGUGUAUUUUUAAUUUUUAGUCGUAAUACCUUAAAGAUAAAUUGUACAGUUUCAAGUUCCAAUAAAUAACUCGUUUCUCUGAGUAGUUCGCUAUCGUAUACUCGGAUUCUCUUGGAAGGGAACUCGUAUGAACCGCACGUGUAACGUACUGCGGUAUCACAGUCGACUGUUGCAACGCUCACGCUUUUGCCAAAAUCGUCACGCGUUACUCAGAAUACGCAGAAAUGCCGUAUUUGCAUUUCACACCGAUGACAUACGAGCGAGCACGUUUGUACGUAAUUAACUCUUCGCGCUGCUUCCCCUCGGAAUAUCUCGGCGAGAACGUCUGCGUUUGAGCAGCGUUAAUUGCAGCCAUCUAUCUGUGUGUCGUGUAAACACAAAGAUGGGUCGGCGUACGUAAAUACACGUCCUGCGAUUGCAUUUAGCACCGAAUCUGCGAUAUCCGAAUACGAAACUCUAUCGCGUCUCGAUCAGUGCUCGCAAUUAAUUAAUCUCAAUAAACUAGUAUUGAUAACUGGUCCACGCGGCAUACGAGGGGGAUGAAAUCACGGCGAGCGCGACGAUGUGUCGGCCGUCGACUCGCGUCGUCCCGAAUCAAGAUCGACCACCGUGCCGAUAAUUGAAGGAGUCGAGGGGGGGAGGGGGGUAGUAUGCAGAGGUGGAGAAGAGGACAAAGCGAGUUGGCAACCCCCGCGAGGAGGGGUUUGCGCCUGCGUCCCUCGCUUCGUCGCGAAGGGUGAAACUUACAUGCGACGAAGGGGGCGGACGCGAGAGGGAUAGAGAGAGAGAGACGGAGAAAAGGAGAGAAACGGGAAGGUUCAUUGGAGCGAGAGAACGAUAUCUGUCGGGCGGGCGGCGAGAGAGAGAGGGAGGAAACGCGAGAGGGACAUUGAACGCCGACACCGUGGCCUCGCAGUCUCCUCUCGUUCGCGCCGCACGAAAACGCAUCGCCGCGCGCUUCCUUUUGCAUUUCUCCCGUGAGUCAGCACGGUCCGACCCUCCGUGCUCUCUCGUCGACGAGCGCGCAUUCCUGAGUGCCGCGCACCCGGUGACCAGCGUUCGGCGAGGUGCUCCUUGAGGCGGCGGCUCGCGCGAAGGACACCGUAGGAGUAGAGGAGAAGGGAAGAUCUCCGUCCUGCGGCAGGAGGAGAGCCGUCUGCGAUUCGCCGCCGUUCGAGAGAACAUACGGAGGAACCGACAUGCGGCUCAGGGAAUCCGUCGUCUCGGUGCCGCUGCAUCCCGGUGGACUGAACAACAACCAGCUCCGCAGGCACGGACCGAGCAUCGCUGGCGAGACCGGCGAUCGCAACGAGAACGCGUCGAGCCCGAGGUCGGUCGCGCCGGAGCCGGACUCGGCGGACUUCCGGCUGGCCGAGGACACCACCACGUGGUCUUCAUUGGCGAUCGCGCGCGACAACGUGCAGCAGAGCAACCCGUCGCAGCAGCCGCCGAUCAACAUCAACAAUAAUCUCACCGAGCCGAAGAUACAGAGGAACAACUCCGUCGAGAGCCUCGCCGAUUACGAGGGCACGACCGACGACCGAUCCGCCAACGUAAACAACAAUCUGACCGAGCCCAGGAUACGAAGGAACAGCUCCGUCGAGAGCCUCGCCGACUACGAAGGACGCAACUCGCCGCAAGAGAACUCGUCGCACGAGCUAACGCCGUCCGAGUGGUCGGACUGGUCCGAGGAAGGGAAUCUACCGGCAGGCUGCCGCGGCAUCGUCAACCCCAACUACCCCGGCUUCCAGCACCUGGCGCCUUCCCUGCUCUCGGACACCGACCUGACCGAAGACGAGCACGACAGCUGCUCCGAUUAUCCGCCGCCACCGCCACUCUACCCUGGCGUCCACCAGGAGCAGCCGCCGUUGGAGAACGAGUACAACAACAACGUCGACGACAGCAUCAAUCACCUCUGCGGCCAACGGAACGACCGCAAGGUCUUCUACGAGAAGCCGAAGUUCAACAUCCAGACUGUGACUUCUCUGUACGAGUCGGUGGUGCCGCCUUCGGAAAAGUGCAUCAACUACGUAAAGAGCGUGGAGGUCUCCAGGUCCGAGGAGAAGUCGCUCUCGCCGGAGCCGGAGGUCGUCGUGAACGGCGUCGUCGAGGCGGAGACCCACUUGACGGUCUUGGAGCCGGAAGAGGCCUUGGCCGAUCAGGUGGACCAGCAGCCGCCCGAACUGUCGCAGGCGACCCUCGAGGAUAAACGGGAGCGCGAAAUACCCGUCGAGGUCGAGCUGGUGGAGCUGACCACCAGCGUGAACGAGAGCCUGCAGUUUCCCGAAAUCGAGGAGAUCCUGGACUCCAGCAAGACCAGCGAAAUCGGCGAGACGGAGGACGUCGCGGUGGAGCACAUCGACCUGAUACGCGAGGCAAAGGAGUUGCCUCACCCAGCCCGGUCCAAAAUAGGCAACCGCCAGCCGGUGACGUCGGGCGGUUCUGCCGACGACGACGAGUCGGAGAGCAACAGCGACUACUCCGAAGGCUUCGCCGAGGAGCGGCCGACGUACACGAAACUGGAGGAGAUCGACCUGCUGUCGAGCAUCGGCCGGGAUAUCGGCGUUGACCUCGAGAAGUACGCUCAGCCGGUGCCGGACGUGGUCGCGAUGGAGUCGAUCGAGAGCAUACGAUCCGCUCAGCCGCGACCCACCACGGUCAUCAAGGACCACGUGGAGGACACGAAUAAGCUGUUGGACCGUGAGCUGCCGGAAGCGUCCAGCGCGGACGUCCGGAAAAAGGAAAAGAUGGCCAGGAACCAGGCCAAGCGCCGUCAACAGCAGCAACAGCAACAGCAGCAGCAGCAGCAUUCACGACUCUCCAAUUCCCACAGACGUUCCGAUAAGCGCAGAGCUGACGUCGAAAACGGACCAGGCGGCUUCGACGUUUACAACAUCGAGACGGCGAUGCCAAAGAUCGACCUGGACGCCAUCGAGUCACACCUCAGAGCUGCUCGCGAAGAGGAGCGUCGGCGACGGAACGACCGGGAGGAAAUUAGGAGGAGACUCGCAAUGGGUCCCGAUGCCGAGGACCUGCGCGCCGAGCGUGGACGAAAGCCAAGUCUUCAGUCGCGUCUUCAAAGUGGAAUGAACCUGCAGAUUUGCUUCAUGAACGAGACCUUAUCGGACACUGAGUCCCCGGGUUCGGACGACGCGUCUCCCGGCUCUACGCCCACAUCCCUCGGCUCGAAGCAGCUCGGAAAGCAGCAGGCGCCAUCAAGGCCGCAGGUGUUGAGUUUGCCGUCCUUGAGACUCGACACAGGCCCGAAUUCCACGCCGGUCGAUGAGGCGGACUUCUUCGCGCGGCAGGCCAGAUUGCAGACCGAAGCGCGAAUGGCCCUGGCGCAGGCCAAGGAGAUGGCGCACAUGCAGAUGGAAGUGGAAAGGCAGAGGCUGAAGCAGAGCCCCAUCACUGAGAUGGUACGAUGCAGCUUGGAGAAGGUCGGUGUUCAGCUGGGCGAAGACAGACGCAGGUUGUCCCGAGUGCUCCUCACGGAGCUGAACGUCGCGCAGCUGCAAGUAGUGGCGAACGAUUUGCACGCAAGGAUCGCCGCGUUAAACGAAGCGCUCGUUGAAGGCCUCCUGAGGAGGGACGAUCUGCACAUGGAGCAAGAUUCGAUGCUCGUCGACGUUGAAGAUCUCACUCGAUACCUCGGUGCCAAGCAAGAGUCGUUCAAGAAGAAGCAGAGUAUGCAGCAGCCGACAAAUCGGAACCAUCAGCAGUCCUCAGCAGCUCCGACGAAGUUGUCGAUGAAACCGAAGCUGACGCACCUGAAUCGCGGUCUGGUCGCUCUUGUGAGAAAAUAAUCCUUCGCCACGAGACUGCGCAGUCUCGUCGGAAACUGAACUCCGAGCGGAGCACCACGAAUGACUGGAGACGCCAGAAUGCAAGAGAAGAAGAAGAAGAAGGAGGAGAAGAAGAAAAAGGAGGAACCGGAAAAGGCGAAGAAACUUUCUUCGAAAGAGACGAGAAGAAAGAUUCUUCGUUGAGGACGGAGAAAAAGGAUGAAAGAUCUUUUUCUUUUAAGGACGACGACAGCGGCUAAGCCCUCGGAGAGAGGAAAUCGUCGAGGACAGAGGAACGAUCGCGUGUGAAACCGCGGUGUGCAUGCUCGAGAACUCCUACAAAAAAAAGACGUUGCGACGAUCAGCUUCGUUAAACAGGUGGAAUCGUGCUCCACCUUUAGUUACGGGGAGGAGAGCGAACGGAAGAUCUCUCCCCCUCCCCGGGAUUUCCAAGAGUUUUUACAGCUUCGUCGUUGACCACCGUGGAAGUAGAGAUUCGCGUAUCGCGUUUAAAAACCGAGCAAGCAACGACCCUUCGUUUUCGUAUCCCUCUCUCUAUCUCUCCUCGUCUGUACUACUCGGCCCCGUAAGCUCAGAUUAUGUCCCCGCGACAUGCAUGCAUGUGUCUACGAAUGUAUCGAUUAUCGCCUUUAAAAAGUAAUAGCGUAUCCUAGCGAGAGCGGAUAUCCUUUCUCUCUGUUGUACAUAUAACGAAGAUUUAUAUCAGAUUAUUACAUAUAUAUAUAUAUAUUGCCGUAUCUCGAGAUUCCAUGGUGUUUGGAAGCGCUUCGUUUUCCGGUCGUACCACCAGUGUAAGUGACUCGCGUGUGCGUGCGUCGAUGUAAACAAUGUUGAUAUCCCGUAAACACGAGAGGUUGCAGUUUAAUCCGCGCAUAAGCGAAGAGGAGGGGAUUUUUGUUCAAUCCAAUCGAUCUCCAUCCAUAGAUAACUCGUGGGUCCGCAGAUGGAUCCGGAUGCGCGGAUCGAUCCUCGCUUCGGUAGGGCUCUAGAUCCGUCAGAUAGAAGAAGCCGUCUCUCCCUCCCGGAGUUCCGGCGAAUGCGCCGCUUAGAGACGUCGAUCAUCGAUUAUGGCACGCUUCAGAUUCGGCCGAGAGACGGCAAGACGUUUCUUGUCCGCGCGAGCGACGCCGAUACCGCAUUACACCGUUCCCGUGGAACAACGCAACGCCCGUCGAGGGAAAGUGGAAAGAGCCGAGCGGCGGAGGAGUGCAACGACCGUGGAGAACGAAGAACGCGUCACAUAUCCAAAUAAGCGGUUUAGUGCAAAUGCAAAAAGCGAUUAGUCCAUAUGUAGCGAACUGUGAGAACGUAAUCGAAUACCCGAAUACUACCCCGAGCGGCCGCCCGGAUUCACGGAGUUUCCUCGUUACAGUAUAGAAGGAGAAAAGAAAGGGGAAAACCUCCCUAAAAAGAGAGAGGAAAAAAAACGGAGGAGGAAGAAAACUCGACCCGGAACUCGAAAUCAAAAUUACUCGUCGGUAUAUGGAUUACUCGGUUCUUGCAUCAUCGCGGUUGUUUUUCUGCAUGUCGGUCUCACACGAUCUCAUUCACACACACAAGAUUUCAAUUGUAGCAGAAAUAAAAAAUCUCAAGGUCUAAGAGUUGUA